UCAGCAGGUGAUGUUCACAUGAUAGAAGCAGAUGUUCUUCUUCGUGGUGGCAAGGGAGGAAAUGGAGACCCUAUCAUGGCUCAUCCACCUGAAACAGACAGUGACAACACAUUGCAGGAGUGGCUAAAAGAGGUUGUCAACACCGAUAAAGGCAUCAAGCUGGAUUUUAAGAGCCUAGAAGCCGUGCGGCCUUCCUUGGAGCUUCUAGGACAUGUGAAGCAGCGUUUGAGGCGACCCGUUUGGAUCAACGCAGACAUCCUACCGGGACCUAAUGGAAAUAAUGCUGCAGUGGAUGCAGGAGGGUUCCUCGACACUGUCACUUCAUUUUUCCCGAACGUAACCUUAUCGCUGGGGUGGACAACUGACUGGCAGCCUGACAAACACAAUAAAGGCUACGAUUGGAUGAUGGUGAAAGAAAUGGCCGAGAUAUGCAAUCCUCUUUCCCAGCCUGUAACUUUCCCCAUAAGAGCAGCGUUAGUACGACAGUCAAUAUCUGAGCUGUGUUGGUUGAUGCAACAGUCAGACAGAUACAGCCUCACUGUCUGGACAGGAAAGGAAGAUGUGUAUUCUGUAGAAGAUUUGCUUUAUAUCCGAGAAAACUUUGAUAAAAGUAGAGUUUAUUAUGACAUCUUAGAGCCACAAAAUUCUGAAUUCAGAAAAGCCAUAGGAGUAGAAUAG
This is a messenger RNA of Opisthocomus hoazin, 678 nucleotides long. The record is from RefSeq and is a predicted model, not a curated record. Lineage: Eukaryota; Metazoa; Chordata; Aves; Opisthocomiformes; Opisthocomidae.